This is a messenger RNA of Fopius arisanus, 3630 nucleotides long. Its product is annotated as Topoisomerase I-interacting protein. The coding region runs from base 932 to 3358 and encodes 808 amino acids. The transcript has 5 exons. The record is from RefSeq and is a predicted model, not a curated record. Gene Ontology annotation, biological process: protein monoubiquitination; protein polyubiquitination. Gene Ontology annotation, molecular function: ubiquitin protein ligase activity; metal ion binding. NCBI's taxonomy places the organism in Eukaryota, Metazoa, Arthropoda, Insecta, Hymenoptera, Braconidae.
ACGUAUGCAGACAAGCUAUAAGCAGGUGUAGGUGAAAUGUAUUGUGGCUGGAGUGAAUCUCAGUUUUCCGUCAAAGUUUUUUUUAUCCAUCAAUUGUGUUUCCUGAAUUUUUCACCAGCCAAUUAAUCACGCAAUUACUGAUAUUUGCCCGACAUAACGAUUAACCAGUGCGGAAUAUUCAUUGAGAAAUUUCUAAUACUGUCGAACAAUAAUUCAGGAGAUUGAUUUAAUUCCAAAGUUAGAAACGAGAUUUGGCAUCAGUGGAAAAGCAUAUUUACAUACCCCUCAAAUAGACGAAACCAACAAAAUUUUCAUGAGCUGUCAGUUGGUCGUAAACAUCAAGUUAUUUAGUACGGCACAUACUUCUACUUCAGGGAAUUGAGCCAUAAAGGGGAAGAAGGAGAAAUUGUUUAGUACGAUGUAGAAUACUGGGCGUAACCCAACUAUUCGGUUAAUCGUUAUCCAUAAUCAUGGAACUACACAGUUUUGUGAAAUUCGUUGCGGUAUUGAUGAUCUUUUAUUCUACGUGAUCGAUUGCAAUAUCCUAUAUCCAUUGCAUUGCCUAAGGCAUCAUUCAUUAAUUGCAACACAUUCAAGUAUUCUGAAUGGAAAAUUGACAGACAUAAUUCAUUGAAAUUUUCAUAUGUUGGAACGUUGAAUAACAUUUUGGGGUUUAAAAAACGAAUGACUUCUAUUUAGAAAAGGAGGCAGGGUUGAUGUUUAUUGGAUUGCAUCCAAUCGAAAAGUGGAUUACUGUUGAACAGUUUGGGACUCAACUUUUGAUGAAUUAACCUUUCAAAUAUCCGAAAAAUACCUGUGAGAAGUAAGAAGUAUAUCUGAAAUUCUCACUUCUGCUUUAUGUAUGCGUAUUUCAUCAUUUUGACUGAAAAUUUGAGAAAGUACUCCUUCCAGUCAACAACUGGAUCAUAGCAUGGAAGAGCCAAUACCCCACGGGGAGAUCCCAGGGACAAAAGACCCCAUAAAGGCAGAGCCAACAGCACAUGCAAGUCCAGAAGACAGGGGCGGGGCAAACUCUCCCACGCCAGAAUGCAGUAUAUGCCUGGGGCACCUGGUAAAUACCUCCUUUACUGAUAGCUGUUUGCACCAGUUUUGCUUCACCUGCCUUCUACAGUGGUCCAAGAUAAAGACUGAAUGUCCACUUUGCAAGCAGACAUUUAAAUCUAUAAUUCAUAAUGUACGCUCAGAGGAGGAUUACGAUCAGUAUCACGUGCCAAGAGAGAUGGUCGGACCUCCCCAGAUUUCACCACUGGUAGACAUCAACCUCGAGCUCAUUAAUUUGGAUUAUGAUUUCAUCAGACACGUUCAGGAUCCAGUGGCCAGAAGAUUUGCAUACAGAACGACUAUAACUCCCAAUAGGAGAUUUAGGCUUCUGUCGAAUUCAACUCAAACUCAGGCAGGCGCUACUGGUGAUGGAGUAUCAACAGUAUCACGCGAGGAGCAAAGAUAUAGACGUCGUAAUCCUUCGGAGUAUAGGAGAAAUGUGUAUAGACACGGAGAAUGGUCAGCCCCCCUCCCUGGACAUUAUGCUGGAGCCCUUGAACACAGCGCUGGAUUCUUCCGGACGAAUCCAUAUGAGCUAAACCGAUUAAUUCCUUGGAUCAAUCGAGAUCUUCAGAUCCUACUCAACGGAAAUGAGCCUCAUAUUGCAUAUGUUCUGAGAACGAUAAUGGAUUCUUUAACAAGACACGACCUGAGGAGUGCUGAAUUAAGGGACGUCCUCAGGCCUCACUUCGGUAUCCAUACUGAUCAUUUUCUCCAUGAGCUGAUGAAUUACGCUCGGACGGGCUUCGAGAUCGCAGCGUAUGACAACUAUAUUACUUAUCCGACUCAUGGCCUGCCCAGUGGCUACAUGAAUAGUGUUCAAUCACCUACGCAGACGAGCAGCAGCAGCAGUAGUUCAUCCAGCGAUGAUUCCGAUGUGAGAGUUGUAGAUCAUGUGGAUGUUCAGCAGGUUGAGAUGCCUGCUAUUGGACCUCAUCCGAUCGAUGUGCCAGGACCGAGCACGGUGAGCCAAACCUUACAAAUUUGUCCUCCAACAGCCUCGCCGACGAUUUUUACAAUCUCUUCAGAGUCCGAGGAAUCUGACUGCGAGGUUGUAGGCUACGUAAAACCUCGUCACGAGAGAACUCCCGAGAUUAUUGAGAUUGCCUCGUCCGACGGUGAAAUGGCUGGUCCUAGCACCUCCGUUCCCCUGGGUUUCAUGCCCCACUCUCCCUCCUUGACUUUCAUUCCACAGGAUGAGCCGAGUACAUCUCAGGAGAUAAUUCGCAGGAAUCCUCGCGGAACCCGUCGUAAAGCCUCCAUGCAUAUUGUUCCCAUAGACUGCGAAUUCAGUGAUUCUGUUUCGGAGGACGAUAAAAUUGAAGGAGUAAAAAAGCCCCCCACGAUGAAACACACAAGGAAGGCCUCGAAAACCUGUAAGAAAAGUCCGAGGAAGCAAUCCCACAAAAAAAUCUUUCAGAAUUCUAAAAAACGAACCAGAAAAACAUCGAGUUCCGACGAUGACUCCCUUCAAGAUUCAAAGAAGAGGAAAACAAAACGUUCUCAGAAGUUUCGAUCUCGAACUGUAUCCCACUCUAGCUCGGAGGAAGAUAGCCAAGCCCACCCGACUAAUAAGAAAGCCCUUAUCAUUAAAAUUCGAAAGGAUCUGACGAAGCAAAGUCAGAGCCAGAACGACAGACACACUGAGGACUCAUCUUCCAGCAGUACAAAUUCGUCAAGUUCAUCGUAUUUUAGUGAGAGUGAUUUCAGCUCCAAUACCUCAGAUACAAACUUACCCUUGAAAAAGCGAAAAUGUGAAAGGGGUCGCAGGAGAACUGCUCAUUUUCGUGAUAAAGACAGAAGAUCGAGAGGAAAAAUGAAGUCGACUGUCAUCAAGUGUGUGCCUGUGGACUCGACUAUCUUAAGAAAGGAUGCAACCAAGAAAGAGUGGUAUGUCGAUAAGAAAGUGGAUAGGAGUCCGAGCAAAUCGUGUAAUGAGGAUAAACAGGACACUAGGCUUCGAAUUUCCAUCAGUGAAUACAGGGAGAGGAAGGUCAUGGAGAUGUCUUCUACUGAAUCUCCGGGGGAUGGUGAGAGGCGCUCUAACAGCCAAUGUAGCUCAAGGUCUGCGCGCAUACAAGGCAAGUACAGGAAGCAUAAAAGCAAACGCAAGGAAUGCGGGAGGAGCUUGGAAGAGUCUGUGGAGAAACUUUCGAGUGAGGCAAAGAAUACAAACAAACGCAAGAAGACGCACAAGAAGUAUAAAAGUUUGAAGGGGAAGCAUUCUAAGGUGAAAAACAAAAGUGGGAAGAGAUCUUGGGGGUCUUCAGGGUAUUCCGGAACAUCGUCAGAUUAAAUACUUGCAAUCUUUUUUUUCUUUUGCUCGCUUCACUCUUCAAAUUGUACUUGAAUAAACUCUAUUUUUUACUUGUGGAUAUAUUAUUGUUAUGAGGAAUUCGAUUUUUCGGAGAGGGAGCUUUUUUCAGGGAACCGUAAGGAUUCUGUUUAUGUAAUUAAUGAAAACCGUUAAUUUGUGCAGUAAAUAUAUUUCUAUGUAUGAUCCAGUUUCUUGUAAUACAUGAUUAAGUUGAAGAAAGGAAACAUUUAAAAUUAUUUAUUUGAACCUGG